This is a messenger RNA of Temnothorax curvispinosus, 1899 nucleotides long. Its product is annotated as baculoviral IAP repeat-containing protein 7-like. Gene Ontology annotation, molecular function: ubiquitin protein ligase activity; cysteine-type endopeptidase inhibitor activity involved in apoptotic process. Gene Ontology annotation, biological process: positive regulation of protein ubiquitination; regulation of cell cycle; negative regulation of apoptotic process. Bases 528 to 1667 code for a protein of 379 amino acids. NCBI's taxonomy places the organism in Eukaryota, Metazoa, Arthropoda, Insecta, Hymenoptera, Formicidae. Gene Ontology annotation, cellular component: cytoplasm; nucleus. The transcript has 3 exons. The record is from RefSeq and is a predicted model, not a curated record.
CGCGUCGACUCGUUGCGGCGCGGCGUGGCGUACGUUGGCCUCGAACGGAGAAGGGAGACUCGGGAGAGAGAGAAGCCGUCUCGGCCAUUGCUGUGUUCCUACGCUCCAUUCUAUAGUAUAGUACGAUUGUACGCGCCUGUAGUAUACGGACCGCGGCUUUGUGAAACUCCACGGAACCGAGUAGCGCGAGUUGCGAGCGAUCGUGACGUCCGAGCAUACGUGAAGUGUCGUACGCGUUCCGCUGUGUUUGUAACCGUGCGCGAAGCCUCGUUAUCCUCGCGGGCGAACGAGCAGCGAAACGUCGAACGCGAAACGUAAACCCGCUCGAUACUUACAACGCAACGUUCGCGACACACAGUCGCGAAACGAAACGGCAUAACCGAGGUAGAGAGCCGAUCGACGGAACAAAGCCGUGCGUGGCGGAGCCAGCUGCGCGGAAAGGCCAAAGCAAGCGUCGCCGCUCACAGCAAUCCGGUCGUCCAAAAUCGAUUCGGGUUCACAAGGGCAUCUUUACAAACAUUAAGAAAAUGACUGGAUGCAUCGAACACUACACGAUUCCUCAAAGCCGUUUGCCACCCAGUUCACCAAUAACGUCUCACUUAUUUUUCGACGAAACAGAUGAUAUCGGUUGUGCCGAUUAUCGAUUUGAAUCCACCCGGAGGGAAAGCUUCAAAAACUGGCCAUGUUUAUGGAUAAAGCCAGAGAAACUCGCGGCCGCGGGUUUUUAUUAUACUGGAGAGAGCGACAAGGUAAAAUGUUUCGAAUGCCAGAUAGAAAUAUGCGAAUGGCAGGUGGAUGACAAUCCGAUGGCCGAUCAUCAACGGUGGUCUGGGAGGUGUAGGUUUAUUCGUAAUAUUCCGUGCGGCAAUGUGCCGAUCGGUACAGAUCCUAACACGAUUCCGGCACCUGUGCCUAAAGGAGUGGAUGUAUGUGGACCUUAUGGUUCGAUAUAUAUGCCUUACUCUGGACCAGACCAUGAGGAGAUAGAAGAAAGAGUAAAUUGUAAAUUGAGAGGGAUGGCCUCAAGACCGAAGCAUCCCGAAUAUGCCAGUUGUGCUGCGAGAUUAGCCUCGUUCGACAGAUGGCCUAAAGCAAUGUCGCAAACUAAAGAGACACUAGCAACUGCUGGUUUCUAUUACACGGGAAGUGGCGAUCAAACAUUGUGCUAUCACUGUGGUGGAGGAUUAAGGGAUUGGGAGCCAGAAGAUGAUCCCUGGGUAGAGCACGCCAAGUGGUUCGAAUACUGUCCUUAUCUGAUUUUAACUAAAGGGACGGAAUUUGUAAGCAGCAUUACCGGGAGAACGUACGUCGGAGCGGAAAAUAUACCAUCUGCAAUUAAUAAAUUGGGUGAGAAAAUUGAGAAAGAUAAUGAUGCUGAGAGUAUUGCUAGCGGAAGCUCUCAAAAUUCGAUCUGUUCUGAAGAAACUCAUACUACAGAAGUAAGUGCCGUAUCAGGAGAGGCUAGCAGCGAAGAACAAUCUGUCCAAGGUGAUAAGCCAUGUGACAAGGAUGCAAGAUCAUGCAAAAUUUGCUACAGUAGAGAAGUACGGAUCGUAUUUAUGCCGUGCGGACAUUUAUUGGCGUGUGCGGAGUGUGCGAAAAAUAUGAAAAUAUGCGGCGUAUGUCGUAAGCCUGUUGAACGUACUGUACAAGCGUACAUCUCAUAGUGUCUUUAUCCAUGUGAUAAAUAAUCUGCGGAUUCUGCUGUAAAAUUUUCUACUUAUCAUCAUUAUAAAGACUGAUACUUUCAAACAAAACUGAAUGGCAGGACUCAUGUAGCAUACCGGUCAGCAGGUACAAACUAUACAAUGUUGAAACUCUCGUUAAUGAAACAUUAACUUCACGGUUGUCGUGGUUCUCAAUAGAAAGGAUUUUCUAUUGAGACCACAAUUCUAUCUC